GGUUGUGGGGUAUUGGACUGAUCCAUUCGGAGCUACAGCUGGACCCGGCUCUAACACCGAAAGUCAGGGGUCUAUUGGAGCAUCAGUAAGGCUUCGGCUUCUGCAGCCGUUUGAAUGACUCUUAAAGCCCUAGAAGAAAUGCUUGGUGGACCUCGUGGCUCGGGUCUUUCUAAAGUAAAUGAGGAUUGGAGAAAGGAAAUUUAUGGGCCUGCUGAAUGUGUAGAUUCUGUUUGCCCUUCAGCUACUGCAGCUCAGUAUGCAGUAUUUUUCCUUGGGCUUUAUCUGAUUGCACUAGGGACUGGUGGGAUCAAACCAUGUGUCUCAUCAUUUGGGGCAGAUCAGUUUGAUGAUACAGAUCCCAAAGAAAGGGUGAAGAAGGGUUCUUUCUUCAACUGGUUUUAUUUUUCUAUCAACAUUGGUUCUCUGAUAUCAAGCAGUGUUCUGGUAUGGAUUCAAGAUAAUGUUGGUUGGGGCCUAGGCUUUGGCAUUCCAGCAUUAUUUAUGGGAAUUGCCAUUGCAAGUUUUUUCUCAGGCACAAAGCUUUAUAGAUUUCAGAGACCUGGUGGAAGCCCUAUUACAAGAAUGUGCCAGGUAUUAGUUGCAUCAUUCCAUAAGCGGAAUCUGGAGGUACCCACCAACAGUACUCUCUUAUAUGAAACACACGACAAACAUUCUGCCAUUGAAGGAAGUCGGAAACUGGAACACACUGAGGAGUUUAAGUGUCUUGAUAAAGCUGCCAUACUCUCAGAUGCAGAACUUACAAGUGGGGAAUUCUCAAACCCAUGGAGGGUUUGCACUGUGACACAAGUGGAGGAAUUUAAAAUCUUGAUCCGCAUGCUUCCUAUUUGGGCUACUGGAAUUAUCUUUUCUGCUGUAUAUGCCCAGAUGUCAACAUUGUUCGUGGAACAAGGGAUGAUGAUGGACACAUCAAUUGAGAUUAAGCGAUUGCAGCUUGCUAGAGAGCUUGGCUUAGUUGAUAAAGAUGUUGCUGUGCCAAUGAGCAUCUUUUGGCAAAUACCCCAAUAUUUCUUGUUGGGGGCUGCAGAGGUCUUUACAUAUAUUGGACAGCUUGAGUUCUUCUAUGAUCAAUCUCCAGAUGCCAUGCGGAGUCUAUGCAGUGCGUUGUCACUUCUAACUUAUUGUUUAGGGAAUUACCUGAGCUCUUUGAUUCUGACGCUGGUUACUUAUUUUACGACAUUGGGAGGAAAGACAGGUUGGAUCCCGGAUAACCUGAAUGAGGGUCAUCUUGACUAUUUCUUCUGGCUUUUAGCUGGUCUCAGCUUCCUGAACUUGCUGGUCUAUGUUUUCUGUGCUAAGAAGUACAAGCAGAAGAAGGCUUCUUAAUUUUUUUUUUAAUACAGUUGCAAGGCAGUCAAUCGUUGAAAUGAAAUUCCCUGCAAUGUACAUAAUUACCACAUAUUUGAUGAAACUAUAUAAUAUGUAUCAUAUUCGAUGAGUUGCAUAUUUGAUGAUAAUAAGAUGGGCUAUUAUAU
This is a messenger RNA of Rubroshorea leprosula, 1493 nucleotides long. The record is from the annotation of a GenBank genome assembly. Lineage: Eukaryota; Viridiplantae; Streptophyta; Magnoliopsida; Malvales; Dipterocarpaceae.